Molecule: messenger RNA, 384 nt
Organism: Tetrahymena thermophila SB210
Lineage: Eukaryota; Ciliophora; Oligohymenophorea; Hymenostomatida; Tetrahymenidae
Exons: 2
Source: RefSeq, a predicted model, not a curated record
AUGGGGCCUCCUCUUUACCACCUAUCAGAUUUGGCCCUUCCCUCCUACCAAGGAGACCGCUGGUAACAUUCACAUUUUUACAUGGAAUUUUUCGAAAUAAAGGGGGCGGUAUAGGAUUCGAACCCCCGAUAUCACUGCUAAGACCCUCCGACUCGCCCACUCGAGUCGCUUAGCCCUUCUUAAAUUGGUGAUGAAGGUGCAUCAGGCUUAGGUUCUGCUUUAGCAAAUUGCAUUAAUCUCUCAAAUUUGACACUUUUCCUUGAGCAUAAUUAAAUUGGUGCAAUUGGUGCAUCAGGCUUAGGUUCUGCUUUAGCAAAUUGCAUUAAUCUCUCAAAUUUGACACUUUUCCUUGAGUAAAAACAGUUUAUUUGUUUUGGAUUGUGA